CCUAAAAUGCGCAUUAUCUGAGCUGGCAUAUCCGCAAUCCCCUUAGGCGAUCCCUCGCCACCACCAAGAGCUUGACCACCAUCUCUCUACUCCUCAUCCCCUUAACGGUCCACAUACCGAACCCUCUUUUUUCCAUUUUUUCCUAAAUUUCGAAUUUCAAUUUCUAGUUAUCAAAUUGGCUCUCGAUUUCGAGGUCUAGCUACGAUGAGCGGCGGAGUUGCUGGAGGGAGAAUUUAUUGGGUCAGAAGUCAGGACAUUCAUUGUACUGAAGCGUUGAAAAUCAAAGGAAUAAUUGUGAUUUUCGCGUGGGUAUCCUCAAUUACCGAAAGUCAAUUAAAGGAUUAUGUGAAUUUCUACACUUCUCUUGGAUGGAACUCUCUAGUUUGCCUAUCCGAUUUUCUCAAUCCAUUCAUCCCAGAGAGGGCUACGUCACUGGCAUUUUCUGUACUUAAUGAGCUUGUUGAGGAGCUACGGAGUAGCAUGUGUCCUAUAGUCCUUGCAGCAUCCUCUGGUGGUUCAAAAGCUUGUAUGUAUAAAUUUUUUCAGAUUAUUGAAGGAUGUGAAGCGGAGCUCAAUCUGGAGGAUAGUAGAUUGGUUAUGCACUGCAUCUCAGGCCAGAUAUAUGACUCUGAUCCUGUUGACCUUAGUAGUGAUUUGGGUGCCCGAUUGGCUUCAAACCACACUGUCCUGAAGAUGCCUGGUUUUUCAAAGCUUGUAUCAUUGUUUGCAAAAGGUGUCACUUCGAGCUUGGAUGCUUUAUUUCUCACAAGUUUUGGAUCUGAACAUGCAGAGUACUGGCAAACUCUUUGUUCCUCAGUUGAUUUGGGGGCCCCUUUUCUGAUUUUAUGUUCAGAAAAUGAUGAUGUGGCUACAUAUCCAGUUGUAUGCAAAUUUGCAAGGCAAUUACGAGAUAUGGGGGGCAAUGUCAAUGUGGUGAAGUGGAAUACAGGUCAUUACAAGCAUCAGUCGAUCCAUUACACGACUGCUAUUGCUGAGUUGCUUGAGCAGGCAGUUUCUAGUUUUUCCCACAAAAUUCGGAGACUCAGAGAAAGAACUCCCAUGGAUGACAUGCAUGAUGAAGUAUCCGACUUAAUUUGUGACCUCCAGAAUGCAGCAGUCGACUCAAAUCAAAGCCUUAGAAGAGUUGCAGUCGGGCCGAAUGACCACUUCUUCCUGCCAAGUUCAGCUGGCUAUGGAAACAGCAGAGACUCUUGGUCUGUACCUGAGGAGCGGAAAGAAAGAUCGCCAAAUCGGUCAAACCCUUGUAUGAGUGCACAUAGUGUCCUUGGCAAAGUAUUAUUUGAUGUGUGUGUCCCGAAGAACGUGGAAGGUUGGGAUAUUAAAUUUGCCGGUUCUGUUCGCAAACGGUUACAAUUUAAUGCCAUUAAACAUAGAUCAAGAUUAUGAGAUCUUUCUGGCUAGCAAUUUUCCCACUUUACAGAAAACCACCACAUGAAAUUUUGUUGGAUGUAUGACAGCUGCAGUCCUGGGAUAGGAUGGAAGAUAAUGGACGGAACCGGCUUUACAAAGAGGGUUAUGCUGUACAUUUCAGCGGCUGAAACCUGAAAUUAUAUGAAAAUCUAUGGCAUUGCCUUGGAACGCAUGAAGUAUCUGCUGAUAUGAAGUACGAAGAUUGAGGAAGAUGAUGCUAUGUAGUUCAAUUUAUGACCACAUUCUAAGAGUUAAUCUAAUUUCUUGUAGUACUGGAUUAUAAUUAAUUAUUAGACGUGUAUAUAAUUAGUUUAAAAGUAGUAAAUAUGCUCAAUUUGAGUACUUUUCAAGUUGUAAGUAUAAUAGUGGAAGGAUAUCGAGGUUUUUCUACCGUUCAUCCAUUAACACAGGUUUUCUGUUUUUGCUGA
This is a messenger RNA of Olea europaea var. sylvestris, 1859 nucleotides long. RefSeq lists its product as uncharacterized. The record is from RefSeq and is a predicted model, not a curated record. Lineage: Eukaryota; Viridiplantae; Streptophyta; Magnoliopsida; Lamiales; Oleaceae. The transcript is spliced from 7 exons. The coding region runs from base 205 to 1407 and encodes 400 amino acids.